GCCGCGCAUGUGCAGCAGCGAUGGCAGCGGCACCACAUCACCAUCACGCAGCCGGCGAAGACGAACGUAGCCAUGGCAGUUUCCUAAAGUGCAUGCGACCGAAGGAGCGGUUUAGCUUGCCACGCACCAAGGCCCGCACAGGAUCCAUCUACCACACACCGACGGCGGCAGCAUUCGGGUCGCCCCCGACCCCCAAGCGCCGGUUUUUCUCCAACGAACGAACUCGUGCGUCGUCGAUUCAUUAUCAACAUGGGCAACCUCCGACUACUUCGUGCGACUGCGUGGGUCUCAAGUCGUUGCGGUGUGAGUAUGCGUCGUCGGAAUGCGACAGUCCAACGUCGCCGUCCCGCGGCCGCGGGUCGUCGUUCUUGACCCAUGGACCAUCAUCACACAACCGCGAAAUCGAAAUGACGUCGAUGGUGUGCGCAAAGAAGAAGAAGUGGGAGGACAAGUUUACGUCCAAAGAAUGGGAACUCGACUGGCUGCAAAAGUGGCGCAAGCGGACCCUCGAAGAAGCGACGAUCUCGAGCUCACCGCCCGACGAGUCCCGGCCGUCGUUCACCGACCGCUUCUCGGACCCGCACUUCCAACAGCAUGCCGGCUUCCGACGGCGGAGUCUCUCGGACGCGGGCCACAUGGGGUUCAUGGGGUUUUCCCUGGGGCAGUGGCAGGUCGACACGAUGCUUCGGUCCGGCGUUCCCGUCGAGUACCGCGGUCAGGUGUGGUGGCUGUGCAGUGGCGCGGCGCAGAAGAGGUCCAGUGCGGCCAUAGCGGACCAGUACGAGUCGCUUCUGUGGCGCGCCGACGAAGUGCGCGUGGACGUGACAACAGAGAUCGAGAAGGACCUGUAUCGCACAUUUCCGCAUGAGCCCGACACGCGGGACGAGCGCGAGUCGUCCAUCUCGGAGCUGCGGCGCCUCCUGUCCAUGUACAGCCUGCGGAACCCCAAGGUCGGGUACUGCCAGAGCAUGAACUUUCUCGGCGCGAUGCUGCUCGUGUACCUCGGAGAAGAGGAGGCAUUCUGGGUGCUCGCGUGCAUCGUCGAGGACCUCGUUCCCGGCUACCACACCAAGUCUAUGGUCGGGUCCCGCGUCGACCAGUACGUGUUUGCGGCGCUGGUGGAGCAAAAGCUACCGCAAGUGGCGCACCACCUCCACACGCUGCAUGUCCACCUGGCGCCGGUCACAUUCAAGUGGUUUCUAUGUCUAUUUGUCAACACAUUGCCGCUAGAGACGACGCUGCGGGUGUGGGAUGUGUUCUUCUCGGAAGGCAGCAAGGUGAUCCACCGCCUCGGCCUGACCCUGCUCAAGCUGCUCGCGCCAGACAUCGUCGCCGCCGACGAAGCAUUCGACGUGUACGAACUGCUCAAGUUCUCGCCGCGGACGCUGGCGAAUCUGAUGGCGCCGCACCGGAAGGCCCCGCAGUGGCGCAAACAAGACGACUGUUUCUGCGACACACUGCUCCGCCUCGCGUUCGACAAGGCGUUCCUGGGCCCGUUUCCGUACCGCGCCAUCGUCGAGCUACGAACAGUGUACCAAGUAUAUGUUGAAGACGAAGUGGCUAGAGCUGAGGCGGACAAAGCCACCGACAUGGCCGUCCCGAUCCCCGUCGCGGCGGUGACGACGACGGCGGUCAUGGUGACGAGGACAGCACGCAAGGCGGACGAGUACGACUUUGUGGAUGAUUUCAAAGCCGACGAUUUGGACUACGAGUUCCUCAUCACGUCUUCCAACGCGAGCAGCGGCAGCGGGUGCGCGGCCGACUCGUCGUGGCGGGGCACGGCCGGAGGCGGCGGGGUCGCCGUGCCUGCCGCCGACCAAUCGCUGAUUGAGAAUUAUUGGUAAUAAUACCGAAAAACACACCACGUC
Messenger RNA from Aphanomyces astaci, 1868 nucleotides. RefSeq lists its product as hypothetical. The transcript has a single exon. The record is from RefSeq and is a predicted model, not a curated record. The coding region runs from base 21 to 1844 and encodes 607 amino acids. Lineage: Eukaryota; Oomycota; Saprolegniomycetes; Saprolegniales; Verrucalvaceae.